Messenger RNA from Paracoccidioides brasiliensis Pb18, 2061 nucleotides. RefSeq lists its product as uncharacterized. The coding region runs from base 1 to 2061 and encodes 686 amino acids. The record is from RefSeq and is a predicted model, not a curated record. The transcript is spliced from 2 exons.
AUGCCGAAGAAGGAUUCCAACACAGGUGGUCGGGGAAAACAACAGGUGAAGGGAAAGGUUGAGAAACCGGCUAAAGAUGUUUCUAAUGACAUCGCGAAUGACGACCAUGAAGCAGAAGAUGAUGUUGAUCAACCAACUGAAAGUGUUACGGAGCACCCAACUAGCGAUGACCACGAUGCCGAAGGAGAGGUUGACCAAGCAACUAAGCACGUCCCUGAUGAACCAGAAGACGAGGGCUGCGAUGUCAAACGCGAUGUUCAACCACCAACUGAAGACGUCACUGAACCGCCCAAAAACGUUACUGAUCAUGCUGAAGAGGCAAUAGACAAGCCCGAAGCGUCGGACGUGUCUGGCCUAAAGAAACUGGCCGGUCUUGUCCCAAACAAGGUAGGAAAUGUAAUGGGUCCUGAUGACAUACCUAUUGCGCGAUUGGUUGAGGGGAAUCCCAAAGAGCUGGCGGGUAAAAAGAUUGACGAGAAGGGACGUAUCUGGAAUGAUUCAGGGAAGCCCAUCGGUCGAGUUGAGAUGAUACCCGAGGACGAACGGGAAACAAAGGCAGAGGGCCCAUUUGCCGGACUUGGAGGAUUGUCGGUCGUCGAUGGGGGUAUGGUCGAAGAUAAAAAUGGCAAUGUCGUUGGCAAGGUUGUUGAUGGCGACGCAAAAAAACUAUUGGGCCAAAAGGUGGACGAAGAUGGGGAUAUAACAGAUAAAUAUGGGAAUGUAAAGGGACAUGUGGAGCCUUAUGAACCACCCGAGGAAGAGCAAGUUGAGGAAGAUUUGUCUGCAUUGGCGGGUAAAACAGUCAACAAGGCGGGUAACGUUGUAGACCAGUCUGGAGUCGUUAUCGGCCGUGUUGUUUCCGGUGAUCCCAAGAAGCUUGCUGGGAAGAAGGUCGAUGAGAAAGGCCAGAUCUGGGGAGAUUCGGGAAAGGUCAUCAGCAAAGUUGAAUUGAUCCCUGAGGGAGAACGGGAGAAGCCUGAGGGGCCAUUCUCAGGAUUCGGCAGCCUCACAGUUGCUAAGGAUGGUGUUGUUCAUGACGGCUCGGGAGAGAUAGUUGGGCGCGUCAUUGAAGGGGAUACGAACAAACUUAGGGGUCGAAAUGUCGACGAGGAUGGCGAUGUCAUCGAUAGGGCUGGAAAUGUCCUUGGAAAAGCCGAGCGCUGGGAGCCAGAGGAAAAGAUAUUGGAUAUUAACCCAAUGUCUGGUCGCAAGAUUAAUAAAGAGGGUGAAGUGCGUGAUGCAGAUGGCAAUCUGAUUGGGAAAUUGACAGAAGGGAACUUAAAAAACCUCAUUGGGAAGUCUAUAGACGAUAAUGGAUAUGUUGUCGACAAUGCGGGGAACAAAAUUGGAGAGUGUACUUUAUUGGAAAACAUUCCUGACGAAGUUCCCGAACCCGAGCCCGAAAUUCCCCAAGAGCAGCUCGACGCUGAGAAGCAAGAGAAAGAAGACAAGGAGCUGGCUAAGAAAAUGUGUGCCAUCGUACAACAGACCCUCGACAAGGUCGGGAGCGUUUGUAAGAUGAUCAAAGAGUACACUGAAACGGCAGACAGAACACCCAAGGAGGAACUUGACGAGGAAGAUCUCGUGCAAAAAGUCAAGCCUUUGAUCGAGGAAGGAAGCGGUUAUUUGCAAGAAUGCAACGGAGCUCUUCGUGCACUCGAUCCAGACGGACAGAUGGCUGCCAAAGCGAAAUCGAAGGCUGCGUGGCGUGAAGCAUCUCCAGAAGAGCAUCAGCUGGCGGAACUCCUCAAGGAACUCACGUCGACUGUUGUCACAACUAUUGACAAUGCGAAGAAGAGAAUUGCCGGUAUGCCCCAUGCUAAAAAGAAGCUCAACCCACUCUGGUGCCUGCUGAGUGAACCUCUCUUCCAAAUCGUUGCAGCAGUUGGUCUCCUCCUCAGUGGCAUCCUUGGUUUGGUGGGCAAGCUACUUAAUGGUCUUGGGCUAGGCGGAUUGGUGAACGGACUUCUUGGGGGGUUGGGAAUCGACAAGCUCCUUUCGGGGCUGGGUCUCGGGGGUCUCACAGACGCUUUGAAUCUUGGUGGUGAUAAGAAGAAAUAA